AUGAUUUAAUCGUGUAAUGAUGCUUUUAUCAGAAGUGAUUUCGACAGAAUUCUCCAAAUAUUAGUUAAUCUAUUGAACAACUAAGUAAAAUUUACAAGACAACAAGGAGUCAUUAAGUUGAAUAUUUAAAGAGUGGGAUCAUUGUAUCAAUUCGAAGUCUAUGAUACAGGAUGUGGAAUUUCGACUGAGAAACUAUUUUUAAUCAAUAAAAUUCUAUCAAACACUGAAGUGGAUCUUGCAAGGAGGGGAGAAGAAGAUUAUAUUCAAUAUGUCGGCUUAGGCCUAAAAGUGUCAAGCUAAAUAGCUAGAAAUUUAUGUGAUAAUGGAGAAUUAUUCAUCACAAGUUAAUUGAAUCAAUACACUAAUAACAGAUUCAUUGUGAAAGAUUUGUAAUCCUAUGAUGAAGCAUUAACUAUACCAACUGAUGAAGGCAUAUAAGAACCAUAUAAAAGCAACCUCAAAAGAUAAUGCAAUUGUUUGAAUGUGUUAAUUGUGGAUGACAUUCCUUUUAACCAUUUGGCCUUUAAAACAGUUUUGAAAUAUUUCAAUAUAAAAAGUGACAGCGCAUAUGAUGGAUCUAUGGCUAUUGAUAUGAUUAAAACUCGAUACCAAACUUGUAAUUGCACUUAUAAAUUAAUUUUCAUGGACAUUGAUAUGCCUGGGAUUGACGGAUAUUAAGCCACUAAGGAAAUUUAUUAAUUCUUAGAAUAGCAAAAUACUAGUACUGUCAUCAUUAUGUGCAGUGCCUUUGAUAGCAAAGAGAAUAUCGAUAUUGCUUAUAAAAGCGGAAUGAAGGACAUUCUCCCAAAACCAAUAGAAAAUAGUCGACUCAAAACUAUACUAUAUAAAUAUUAUUUUUGA
Messenger RNA from Paramecium octaurelia, 861 nucleotides. NCBI's taxonomy places the organism in Eukaryota, Ciliophora, Oligohymenophorea, Peniculida, Parameciidae. The record is from the annotation of a GenBank genome assembly.